Naegleria fowleri is the source of this 1566-nucleotide messenger RNA. RefSeq lists its product as uncharacterized. The record is from RefSeq and is a predicted model, not a curated record. The transcript has a single exon. The coding region runs from base 1 to 1566 and encodes 521 amino acids. Lineage: Eukaryota; Heterolobosea; Eutetramitea; Acrasida; Naegleriidae.
AUGAUGAUGAGAGUCACAACACUUUUACUUUUCAUUGUUCCCUUCCUGUCGACAUUCAUCGCAUUGGUCCACUCGUUGUAUGUGGUCAUUCCAGAUAACACGGCUGUUCUACCAGUGAAUCAAGUACUACCUCUCCUCUUUAUUGGAGGUGGACCUUUGAGUGGACAGAACGCGACCCUUACCUUAUAUCGACAACGACAAACUCAACCUGAUGAAUUGAUCAUGCAAACAGAGGUUCAUCUAACAGGUGCCUCAGGUUACGUUCCAUGGGUCAUUCCAACCAAUGCAACAGCCUCAUGUUCCUACUAUGUGUGUUUGAAUCCAGUCAAUUCUUCCCUUCUUGCUUCUUCCAUUGUCGACCUGAACGAUCCCUAUCGAUGUUAUGCCGUUGGAGGUUUCUAUUGUGCUUUCAACCCAAGUACUGUGAACACCAAUGGACCACCAAGACGUCCCUAUUUGACCUUAGAUUAUCCUCAACAAUAUACCAAAUGGUUGGCCAAUAGAAACUACUCGGUGGUGUACAGCCAAUUCUUUGGCAAUGGUGUCGAGAAUGGAGCACAGGGAUCCUUCUCUGUCGCGUUGAGCUUGUGGAGAAACAAUGGUGGAGCUCAAGGACAAGAUGUCAUGAUUGAUGGAACCAAAAAAACCUACACUCUCGAUAAGAGUAAACCAAAUGGUGAGGUAGAUUUCUUUGUGCCUGAAAUUUCUACUCCUGCCGUCAAUAAUAGAUACUACAUUUGUGCUGAAUUGGUGUCUAAUGAAGUGGGUGUGGAUGCCCUGAAUAACCACACCAAUCGAGACGAUGAAGGAAGUUGUUUUGCUAAAUCUGGAAUGUUCUCCAUCUCGAUUGGCUACUUCACCAUCAAUGCUCCACUCGCUAAUGCCAAGUGGCAAUUCAACACGACUCAAUUUAUGGAUUUCAAUGAGACCAUGAAAUUUGAUCAAUUCUCUUUGAGUGUCUUCCAAAUCAGAGAAACCAAUAAGGAGUUUAUUUCAGAUGAUGUUCGAUUGAUUAAUGUUAAUCAACAAGUACCAACUCCGAGACAAGGUCAAAUUCCAUUCAUUGUGAUGUGGGGAGGAGCUUUAAGAACCACUCCUGGAUGUAAUUACUUUAUUUGCGUGAAUCCAGUCUUUGUAGGUCCUUACAAUGUUCGUUGUUUGGUCAAAUCUGAAGUUUUCUGUAUUGAGGGAGGACAAACAGAGCCAUUACCAAUUCCUCAACAACAACAACAAGGUCAGCCACCGCAAGGGCCUCCUCCUCAACAACAACAACAGCAACAGCAACAAGGAGGACAGCAACAACCACAACAACAGCCUCAACAAAAGAGAAUGUUGCAUCACACAGAGGUCGCUUCUAGUAGUAGCGAACAAGUGGUUGCCUCUCUCCCAGAUUAUUCUCAAAUGAGAAAUCAUAUUCCGAUUGCUCAGAGAGUGAAUGUGUAUGGCCAACACAAUCCUCAAAUGUAUCCUUUCUAUUCGCAUGGCUAUCAGGUACGACGUGCGAUUUUGAAUCAUGCUCAUCCUCGGUAUCCACGUUUGCAUAUGCGAGUAUUAAGAAGAUUUUAA